AUGCACAGCUCGCCUGAGUUUCGAUCGCUGAAGGCCAAGAUCCGAGUGCUAUGCAAGCAGCGCCGCAUCCGACUGGAGGAGUUCAUGAAGACGUUCGACAUCCACAAAGUCAAGAAGAUCAAGACCGAGCAGUUCAAGCGCGCGCUGGAUGUCAGCGGCCUCCACCUGUCCACCGCAGAGGUCAACCUCAUCGUGGCGAAGUACAGGCUCCCGGAUGACCCCUCUUUCGUGGAUUACCGGCGCUUCUGCGACUUGAUGGACAAGGUGUUCACGGUGAAGGGGCUGGAAGCCAAACCUGCUCAUCAAUCCAGCAUCCACAGCGACUUGCCGGUGGUAAAGACUUUCGCCUUCGAAACGUUGACGCCAUCGGAAGAAACCUUGCUUGGAGUCGUGAAGCAGAAGCUCUUCGCUGCUGUGAUGAGCAAGGGCAUCGUGCUGAAAGACGUGUUCCACGACUUCGACCGCAGCAACGCUGGCAAGGUGACAAGACCUCAGUUCGUGCGAGAUAUCUCGGACAUCGUGGUGCUAUCUUCCGACGAGAUGGACGUCCUGCUAAAGGCGUACGGCGACAAGUUGGACGUGCACUAUCGGGCGUUGCACUUUGACAUCUGCCCAGGCGCAUCGGGUGCUGGAACGAGAGCAGCGAUGCCCCGCUCGCCGGAGAGGCGCCAUCGAUCGGCCCCGGGAGGGAGUGACAGUGACUUCCAGUCCAGUGCGCUCAAAGAACUCGAGGCGGAGCUGUCGGAGCUGGUGCUCCGGGACCGCAUCCGCACGAAAAACUUCUUCACAGAUUUCGACCAACUCCGAACGGGGAAGUGCACGGAGGCUCAGUUCCGACGAUGCGUGAAGCUGUGCUUCCCUGUUGUGACCGAGCACGACUUGAACUUGUUGGUGCAGAAGUACGGGAGCGUGAAGUCGCUGGACACCACGAAGGUCGACUACAUCCGGUUCUGCAACUACGUCGAGGGCAAGGCUAACCUGGAGUCGCUCAAGGACAACAACUUCGACGACAUCUUGUCCACAAUCGCCAAGGCCACGAACCACUCGACUGCGGACAAAUGCUCGCGCGCGAUGCGAGGUUCGUUGACCGACUCGGACGCAGAAGUUCAUCAGGGGAUGAUGCAGCGUCUUCACACGUUCUGCUCCACUCGGCGAGUUCUGCUCAAGCCCACGUUCCAGGACUUCGAUAAGGGCAGACGCGAACACAUCACAGUCGACCAAUUCUUCCGUGUGAUUGCCAUGUUCAAGCUCACGCUCAACGGCGAGAGCGAGCGGCGGGCGCUACUGCAACGGUACGCGAGCUCACAUGGCGAACGCUUCGUGAACUACGUCACGUUUUGCUACGACCUGGAGAACUGGGGCAACGACAACCAGCGUUCAAGCAGCCGUCCGUCUUCACGUGGUGGUGUCGUGUCGGAGAUCAUUGCGCCGUCAAAGCUGCGCGCCGACACAUUCGAGGAGACUGCGGCCGAGGCGCACGUUCGAUCGGUGCCUAUGCUCAUCCGGUACAUCAAGCAGACCAUCAAGCGCGACCGCAUUCGGCUGGAGGAGUACUACCGGGACUUCGACAAGCUUCGGCACGGCAAGAUCACCGCGACGCAGUUCUGUGCUGGACUAAACGCUGCGGGCUUCCUGCUGUCCCGAGAAGAGAUGUCGCUGCUUGGAGACGAGUACGCGUGCAAAGAGGUCGACAGCAUGGGGAAACACUGGAUCGCGUGGAAAGCCUUCGUCGACGACGUGGAGAGCGUCUUCACUGUGAAGGGGCUGGAGCAGAAGCCGCACCAAGAUCUGAAGACGUUGGAGACCCGAGAAGGACAAUUCGGAGGCGUCGUGGUCGAUAAAGACCUUACGCCAGCGGAGGAAGACGAGGUGAAGCGAGUCCUGCUCACCAUGAAGCGCUCCAUCGUCCGUCAGCGGAUGGAGAUCAAGCCAGCGUUCGAGGACUUCGACCACUCCAAGCAGGGCUUCAUCUCUUCGACGAAGUUUGAGCGCGUGCUGUCGAUGUUUGCUCUGCUGCCAGCUCAGGCUUCGGACUCGCGGCUUCUGCUGAUCAAGUUCCGAGAGCAGGCAGCAACUGGCACGAGCGCAACGCUGAGCUCCAUCUGCGACGUCAACUAUCGCGCCUUCCUCCAAGCGCUCCAGAUCCUCGGCGGCUACACGACCAACGCCAGCAGUGAAGACCUCCGGAAUCUGGUGCUGCCGGGCAGCGUCGCGUUCCGCCAGGAGCUGUACCAGAGCGGCGUCAUGAACCACGACGCCAACAAGCGACGGGCUCGAGACAACCUCGCGGGCGCGGCGGACCUAUCGCAGCUCCUGGCCGAGAUCCGUCGGCAGCUCAGUUCCAAGCGUAUUCGGCUGAAGGAGUUCAUCGCCGAGGGCGACAAGCUGCGCUCCGGGGAGAUCACGCUGGCCAAGUUCCACACGGCGCUCAACCGCAGCGGGUGCGUCUUGGACGCCGCCGACAUCCACACGCUCAGUCUGCACUUCCGCUCGACGAGGAACCCGGACAAGAUCGACUGGAGGACGUUCAUGGAGGCGCUGGACUUCUCUCACGGCGUGUCGGCGCCGACCUCGGGCUUCCGUGGCGAGCAACAGAAGCAGGACGGCGUGGACGAGGCCAUGAAGCGGAUCCUGGAGCGACUGCGCAACGAAGUGAACCACCGCCGCCUGCACAUGAAGCCGUACUUCCAGGACUACGACCACAACAACGUCACGCGCGUGACCAAGUUCCAGUUCGCGGCCGUGCUCGACAUGAUGCAGCUGCCGCUCAAGCCCGCCGACGUGCAGCAACUCACACACCAGUUCGCGCACCGCGACGGCCGCAGAGUCACCAACGACGUCAACUACAUCGCGUUCAUCCAGGCCGUCGACUCGGACUACUCGUGA
Phytophthora sojae is the source of this 2886-nucleotide messenger RNA. RefSeq lists its product as hypothetical. The record is from RefSeq and is a predicted model, not a curated record. Gene Ontology annotation, molecular function: calcium ion binding. NCBI's taxonomy places the organism in Eukaryota, Oomycota, Peronosporomycetes, Peronosporales, Peronosporaceae. The transcript has a single exon. The coding region runs from base 1 to 2886 and encodes 961 amino acids.